AUGAGUCCCGCGCCGUCACACCCUCUAUCCGCCUCCGCCGAACCGCGUCCGGAGCUCGUGGUCAUCGGCUCCGGCAUCAUCGGCCUCUGCACAUGCUACUACCUUCUCACUUCCGAUGACCUUCCCCUCAACGCUCGAGUGACCCUGGUCGAAAACUCUCGCUCGCAGACCAUCGCCCACGGAGCCUCGUCUAAUGCCGGUGGAUUCGUCGCGGGAGGCAAUCCCGAUAGCGCUUGGUUCGGAUCUACGACGAGCUCCCUUGGGGAGUUGAGUUAUCGCUGUCAUCAAGAACUUGCCCAGUCUAGAAUUGGGGAAUGGGGCUAUCGCGAGACCUCUGCGACGGGUCUAACGGUCGGGCACGGUGAUCAGUCUCGGAGCGCGUACCGAACUUUGCCGAAGGGGACCUCGGAGACCGUCGAGCACGAUUGGCUCGAUGGGCAAAGGGAGGACGUUGGUGCGCAAGGCGGCAUAGCUCAACUGUCAGUGCUACUCAGGCUAUUCUUGGCCCGAUAAGGGAUGCUCCAUCUAAGCGCAGGUUUUCUCGCAGUGAUCCGAGGCAGUUCUGCGCAGAGAUGUACAAGCAUCUCUCGAAGAACCCAAACUUUCGAACCUGUUUCGGUAACUCGACGUCAUUCAAACGUUCGACUUCAGCUGCCCAAGGCGAGCUUCAACUCACUCAAGACAAGAAAUCUUUCUCGAUCCCGGUCUCCAAACUCGUCAUCUGCGCCGGUCCAUGGUCCUCGAUCCUCUGCUCGACACUCCAACUUCCCAAACUCCACCUCAUUAACCUCCCCGGCCACUCCCUCUUGAUCCGACCCAGUCCCGGCUCCCCCAUCUCAGCCGAAGCCGUUUUCGCAGGCAUCAAUGGAGCAGAAGUGGGUAUCCAAGCCGCCACUUCGGGAUUGGCUCGCGAUUUGACACCCGAGGAGGUGGCUCAGGGGUUCACGAAAGCGCCCGAGUUGUUCACGAGGACAUGUGGGGCCAUUUACAUUGCGGGCGAAAACUCGAUGCCUUCGACUGUCGCCGAACAGGUGGGGAUCGAGCCUUCUGCUCAGGAUGGUCCGAACAAGUUACCGGCGAACGUCGAUGAUGUCGAAAAGCUCAAGGAUGACAAACUUGUCGUCAGGCUGAAAAUAGGAGCUGCUUUGGCAUCAGCGAGGUUGGACGAGGCAAAGGGAGCGAUAAUCGAGAAAGAAAAUAAGAGACUGACGAGCGUGUAA
This is a messenger RNA of Microbotryum saponariae, 1220 nucleotides long. The record is from the annotation of a GenBank genome assembly. Lineage: Eukaryota; Fungi; Basidiomycota; Microbotryomycetes; Microbotryales; Microbotryaceae.